AUGCGCACACCCGCCGCUGGACCAUUAGUUGGGGAUGUAACGCAACAGUCUCCCGCCUUUUUCUCUUCCCUUGCCGACUUUGCUGAAAAUCGACGAAGGCCGAAGUCACAGCUGAAGACGAUCCCCUAUUCGUUCCCGAAGGUCGGGUCGGAUACAGCGGGGAAGCAUCGCUUCUCCGUCUGCCAUGACUACGGGGUCAGAGCUAACCACUCGGGUUUUGUUCGGGUAGAGGUAGAAUGACUGACCCCUGUCUUGCCCUUGAUGCUGCCAGGGAGGAUACAGCGAGCACGAUGACAAACGAGGCUACACGUUCACUUGGUGGCAUCUUAUCGACUCUUUCAUAUAGUACGUACUAUCUGUGCGACAGUUUCUCGUCGGACUUCAGCCGUAGCUCAACCUCUCCCUCGCUACACAGCUUCGCCCACCAUCGAGUGUCGCCCCCACCUCGAGCGUGGAUCCAAGCCGCCCAUCGUCACGGCGUCAAGAUGCUCGGCACCUUCAUUUUCGAAGGCGAUGGCGGUCCUCAAGACCUUCUCAAGCUGCUCGAGCACUCCAACGAAGAUGGCGUCCCACGACUUACGGCUGCGAGUCUGAGCUACGCCGACCGUCUGAUCGACAUGUGCGUCGAGCAUAGCUUUGAAGGCUGGUUGAUCAACGUCGAGGUGCCAUUCGUCGAGGGUCAAGAAGCCGAGCAGAUGAAAGCUAUGCUGCUUUGGUUGCGAUACCUCAAGGAUGAGGCCAGACGGCGCAUCGGCCCGGCGUCGGCAAUCAUGUGGUUCGUCGUCAUCGCGGUCCUUCGGAAUUACGUGACCUUUCUUUGGUCGUGCUGACCCAUCUCGUGCCCCGGCAGGUACGACGCCGCCAACCUUCUGGGCGUUGCAUGGCAGAACGAGCUGAACGAUUACACACUCCCCUUCGCCAACGUGGCCGACUCGAUCUUCCUCAACUACUGGUGGAGGGAGAAGGAAAUCGAAGACACUACGACCAAAGUCGCCGAGAAAUCGUCGAUGAUCGAGAUGGACCAGGUUUACUUUGGCUUGGACGUCUGGGGGAGAGGCCAAUUCGGGGGUGGAGGCUUUGCUUCAUGGAUCGCGUUGGACUUACUCGAUCGGGUGACCAAAUCGAGUUUGCAUAAAGUGUCAGCGGGGACGUCGCCGAAUGCCGCCUACUCUGUUGCCAUCUUUGCCCCUGGAUGGACCGUCGAAAGUCUCGGACACGACCUUACGAAUCCCAAGGGCUACAGCGAGUGGUUCGCGGAUGAAGCACACCUUUGGAUUGGAACAUCGCGACUACCCGACGCACCAACACCGCUCGCACCUGUUGGCAAGCGUGAGGAGACUGCUUCGGUCGCUCCAGCCGCAAUCGACAACGCCAAUCGGACCGCUCAGCUCACCUGUCUCGCAUCUGCGUUGUCCACUUCUUUGUUGGAUCAGAUCUCCAAACCGCUUUCGAACUACGCUCGGGACCAAAAUCGACCGCCACCGAAUCUGAACGGGUCGUUUUGGACGUGUUUCUCUCGAGGCUCAGGACAUGGCUUCUUCAUUGAUGGGAAGAAAAAAGCGGCGUGGGACAAGGGAUGGACCGACCUCAACAUGACGUUCCCUUUUCCUUGCUUGGCUAUACCCUCGACACAAGAGGGGAUCAAGACGGACCUGGUCGAGGACGAGGCAUGGUUCGGAUCGUGCGCGUUAAGCAUCGAGUCGACUCGCUCGGAGACGAUACAAGUGCCCAUCAGUGCAACAGACAUACCUUUGUUUAAGGUGCAUGGCGCGCGUAUGAAAUUCAUAUGGAAAGAAUCAUCAGCUCUGCAAGCCGAGCUCGGCCUCUUUGCGACCGACGCUCACGGUCCACUUCGGCUGGGGGACUUGAAGUCGAGUGAGGAGGCGGGAGGCUGGCAUGCUGUUUCAGCUCAGAUCGAGUCUGACGUCGACACCAGGGUUACCAGUUGCGGUGUCGAGGUUCCAGGAGGUUCGAGGAUCUUGGUUGGUUCAAUUUCCAUCCUCGCGGACGAUGGUUUAAUAGCGGUGACACCCUCGAUCACGGGCGUGCGAUGGGCAUCGAGCGGCGAGCGAAUCGAGUGGCAAAUUGAUGGCGCAGAUCCGAGCGAUGAUUGCGCGACCCCUGCGUUGCCUGCGUUGAUGUACACCGUAUGGUACACGCGCAAUGGAGAGGAGCCCAAAUUGCUCGGGGCCACCUCGGACGAGCUCUUCGCAUUGUCACGCUCAGACUUUCCAGAGACUACAGGACGUGUUGGAGUUCGAGCGAUCGCGAGCGACGGGACGCUCGGCCCCCUGGCGCUUGGUUAA
Microbotryum saponariae is the source of this 2306-nucleotide messenger RNA. The record is from the annotation of a GenBank genome assembly. Lineage: Eukaryota; Fungi; Basidiomycota; Microbotryomycetes; Microbotryales; Microbotryaceae.